Molecule: messenger RNA, 1182 nt
Organism: Euleptes europaea (tarantolino)
Lineage: Eukaryota; Metazoa; Chordata; Lepidosauria; Squamata; Sphaerodactylidae
Product: olfactory receptor 11H6-like
Exons: 2
Coding region: 1-1182 (393 amino acids)
Biological process (GO): G protein-coupled receptor signaling pathway
Cellular component (GO): membrane
Molecular function (GO): olfactory receptor activity; G protein-coupled receptor activity
Source: RefSeq, a predicted model, not a curated record
AUGACAGAAGGGGAAGACAGCUCUAGCUCCCCUUCUGAAUGGUCUGAGGCCGAGGAGGCCCCGCCCGACAAAACUCCAACAUGGGAAGGCACGGCCGGCGGUAACAUCAAGGGGGUGGACCCCCACAACUUAAAAUAUAAAUUCGGGGACAUUAAAUCAAAUCCGGGGACGUUCCGAGGACGGAUUUUGUCCGGGGACAGAUUUGUAAAUCCGGGGACUGUCCCCGGGAAAUGGGGACGUGUGAUGGAGCUGGGCCAACUGGUCAAUGGGACCCCAGUGACGGAAUUCAUCUUGCUGGGGUUUGGAGUCGGCCAACAGGAACGGUUCCUGCUCCUCGCCUUUUUUGCCAUUCUCUACAUGGUCACGUUGGCUGAAAACCUGACCAUCAUCACACUGGUGGUUCUUGACACCCACUUGUCCCGGCACCCCAUGUACAUAUUGCUGGGCAACUUCUCCUGGCUGGAGAUCUGUCUCGUGAGCACCACCGUGCCCCGGAUGAUCUUUGAUCUGGCAUCCCCUCAAGGGAUCAUCUCUUUCAGGGACUGUUUCCUCCAGUUCUACCUGUUAUUUUCUCUCGGGACCUCUGAAGAUCUCUUCCUCUCUGCCAUGGCCUUGGACCGGUACGUGGCCAUCUGCCACCCUCUGCGCUACCCACAGAUUAUGUCCCAAGAUUUCUGUUAUGCUCUGGUGGUUGCUUGUUGGGGCCUGGGCUUCACUGCCUACGUUGUUCCAGUGACUAUGAUGUCCAGAUUGUCCUUCUGCGGCCCCAACAUCAUUGACCAUUUUUUGUGUGAUGCUGAGCCCAUCCUCUCCCUGGUCUGUCCCCCUUUAGGAGUGGCUCCCCUUGUUUGUCAGGUGCUUGCCAAUGCUUUAAUUUUAAGCAAUGUCUUGUUUGUUGUCCUCUCCUACGGCACUGUGAUUCUCACCCUGAUGAAGCCCGCUUUCGAAGGCAGCCGUAAGAAGGCCUUCUCCACCAUCUCCUUCCACCUAAUCGUGGUGACGUUUUACUAUGGCUCUGUGGCAGCGAUAUACAUAUGUCCAGAUGGAGAAAAUCAGGCGGAGGUCACGAAAGCCGUCACGCUCUUCUGCACUUCCAUUGCGCCCUUUUUCAACCCCAUGAUUUAUUGCCUGAGGAAUGAUCAGGUGAAGGAAGCUCUGGGCAGGCUGAGAAGAAAUGUAUAA